This is a messenger RNA of Coccidioides immitis RS, 180 nucleotides long. RefSeq lists its product as uncharacterized. NCBI's taxonomy places the organism in Eukaryota, Fungi, Ascomycota, Eurotiomycetes, Onygenales, Onygenaceae. The transcript has a single exon. The coding region runs from base 1 to 180 and encodes 59 amino acids. The record is from RefSeq and is a predicted model, not a curated record.
AUGCGCCCCAUCCUGUUUGAUCCUUCAUCCUUGCCUUGCGGUGAGCUCCCUCGACUAUCCUUAACCCGGUACAUCCGGCCUGGCCAGUUCGAGCAGGCCUGCUGCGCGAAGAGUGAUCUACGCAACGAACGGCGAAGUUCCAAGGUUGGGUUAGAGGGACGCCUGUUCAAGGAGCUUUGA